UGGGAGAGAGAGGGGGAAAGUGGAAAGUAAGGAGAAAACGGGGGAGAGAGAGAGAGCAAAACAGUGAGAGAAAUAAGUUUUUAGUUUGAGGGAGGACAAGUGAGGAGAGAGUUUGGAGUGAGAGAGCGUGGUGGGUGGCAGUGGGGGGACUGGGAGCUUCAUUUUCCAUUUUGUUUUAUCUGCAGUGAGUGCUGCCUGCCUCCUCUCUUCUCCUUCCCCCCUCCUCCUCUUUUUCCUCCUUACUGCUCCUCUUCUCAUCCUGACUCUCUCCCAGCUCCCGCCGUGGGGUCUCAGCUCUCCGUCUCCCUCCCCCCCUCCCUUGCUCCCUACCUCCCCCGGGCCCUCCUGGGAGCCUCUGGGCUGUUGCGCCGCAGGAGGAUGUCUCGCAGGGAGUCUCCGCCGCCACCCUCGCCACCUCCACCUCCGCAGCUGCUGGGAGUGAGGAGAGGAGAUCUGGAAUGUGAGGAUCGUCCAGAGCGUGCCGAGCCGCUGUCUGACACCGAGAGGGAGAUUAUCCAGGACACGUGGGGACACGUCUACAAGAACUGCGAGGACGUGGGAGUGUCUGUGUUAAUAAGGUUCUUUGUCAACUUCCCAUCAGCCAAACAGUACUUCAGCCAGUUCCAGGACAUGGAGGAUCCAGAGGAGAUGGAGCGAAGCAGCCAACUUCGGCACCAUGCGCGCAGGGUGAUGAAUGCCAUAAAUACUGUGGUGGAGAACCUCCAUGAUCCAGAGAAGGUGUCGUCAGUGCUGGCUCUGGUAGGAAAGGCCCAUGCUAUCAAACACAAGGUGGAACCCAUGUACUUCAAGAUCCUGAGUGGUGUGAUGCUGGAAGUGUUGUCUGAAGAUUACCCCGAGUUCUUCACAGCAGAGGUGCAGAUGGUGUGGACCAAACUGAUGGGAGCAGUGUACUGGCACGUGACAGGGGCCUACACUGAGGUGGGCUGGCUCCAGGUCUCCAGCUCAGCAGUGUGAAGAGUUCAGAGGAAGAGGGAGUAAAGGAGAAGUAGUUUCAAUUGCGAGGAGUUCUGUGAGGAUUGGCUUCACAGACAUGGAUAACAUUAACGUGGUAAUCCGUGCAACUCUGUAUUUUAUUUUGGUGGCAUUUUGGUGCUAAGCCUUCAUUACUGUGGUGUUUCUACAUUGCACUUCCCAGAGAUUACUUGGACAUUAAAUAAUGUAGCCACGCAACAUUUUACUUUUCUCCAAAUGAUGUUUUAGCUACUGUAGGUGGUGCUUUGGCCUGUGUUUUUAGCCACGGAGGGUAUCACUGCUAAUGCUAGCUAUACAGUUUUUCUAUUGUCUAUUCCAAACAAACUACUGUCAGAAUCAUAAAAUACAUCACUUGUUGUGGGGAAUGGGAUCUUCCCUGUUAAAGAGCCACCUGCUUAGACAAGCAAACCCAAAAUUGUUAAUAAACUGAUUAACUGGUUUGGUUUGACUGAUUAAUUGGUUUAAUUACAGUUAUUAGUGACAAUUGACCCUUCACUAAACCCUGUCCUACUGUUGGGCCUGUCAUGCUUUUGAAUUGAGUGCACCGCAUAUGUUUAGAAUGAUGAUGGUCACAGUAGUCACUCAAAAAACAGUAAAACAGUAAGUAAAUGCUAAACAGUGGAUUAUUUGUUUUCACAGGCUUCUCAUUUCUAGCUGAAAAGUGUGGAUUUUGCCACCCAUAGCCUAAUAACAACUCAUUUUUAUCAACUACUGCCACCUCGCUAAUUAAUGUUGCUAAGUAGGGUUAUUUGAUAAUGCUGUCUCAAACCAACUUGUUUGUUCACAAAAAAAAAUAAAUAAAUAGAAAAUGGUCAUAAAUAGCUAAGCACCUAAACCUAACAGCUACAUGAUAUUGUGUUAAGAGGCUAAAGCUACAUAUCUUCAGCCAACAUCUAUAAGGCAUUUAACAUCUUCACCAUGUGUGUUAUAUUGUGUGUCUUGGGCAUGUCUCUUUCAUAAUCUGUAACCCCACAAAGUUGUGGUCUUGAAAGUAAUGCUGGGCUAACUGCUGUGCUAAGCUAGUUUGCCAAACACACUAUAUUUUUAUCUUAGGUUAGAGAAGACUAACCUAAUCUAUGAUCUAU
This is a messenger RNA of Scatophagus argus, 2078 nucleotides long. RefSeq names its product cytoglobin 2 (gene cygb2). NCBI's taxonomy places the organism in Eukaryota, Metazoa, Chordata, Actinopteri, Scatophagidae. Gene Ontology annotation, biological process: oxygen transport. The transcript is spliced from 3 exons. Gene Ontology annotation, molecular function: heme binding; iron ion binding; oxygen binding. The record is from RefSeq and is a predicted model, not a curated record. Bases 379 to 975 code for a protein of 198 amino acids.